This is a messenger RNA of Aphanomyces invadans, 846 nucleotides long. RefSeq lists its product as hypothetical. The record is from RefSeq and is a predicted model, not a curated record. The coding region runs from base 9 to 767 and encodes 252 amino acids. The transcript has a single exon. Lineage: Eukaryota; Oomycota; Saprolegniomycetes; Saprolegniales; Verrucalvaceae. Gene Ontology annotation, molecular function: DNA binding.
CGACACGAAUGGGUCGAGCGGAGUUGCCCAUUUGGCAAGAGUUCACGGAGAAGUACCGCGCGCCGCAUCGACGGACGCCGCUCGUGCGAUGCAAGACAUGUGACGAUGAAAUAUGCGCCUCCACGACAUCUCUGUACCAGCACAAGAACAACGUGUGCGGCAAAAAGCCGCCGCGGUCGUCGUCGUUGGCGUCUAAUCUCAAUGUUUCGCCGUCGACAGCUGACACCGUGGCCACAGCAGCAACAACGCCAUUAGAAGUGGACGAUGGUGAGUUAGCUCAUGUCGCUUUGCCCCAAGCGGAGGGCGACAUGCAGUUGCCACGCGUAGCUACCGACGCAACGCCUGUGGUGCGGAAACGGAAGGAAAUCUGGGAAGAUUUUGGGGAAAAGUACAAAGUCGAAGGCCGGAAGACGCUCGUGGUCAACUGCAAGAUGUGCGGGAAAGAUGUCGCGGCAGCCACGACGUCGCUGUACCAGCAUCAAGCAAUCUGCGCCAACAUCGACGUGCCCAAGCAGCAGAAACGACCGAAGAGCGCGACGGACGCCGCGAAACCCACGCAGCUUGCAAUCGCAUUCCUUCCUGUGGAAGAACUGACCAAGAAAUUCCUGAGCAUUCAAGAUACCAUCCAACAGUUGCGGGCACAACUUGAUACCGCGCAUGCCGACGACGCGCCGGCGUUGCAGUCCGCGCUGGACUUGUACCAAUCCAUGCGAGCUAGCGUCUUCGAGAAGCUCAAUGCCGCUGCCCAGCGACAAUUCAUCGUGUAGACGGACGAGUGCUCGUGGUCUAUGCAGUACGACUAGAUAUGUUUGUGUCGCUCUUUACUUCGAUGAUACCACACGCAUC